Ophidiomyces ophidiicola is the source of this 525-nucleotide messenger RNA. RefSeq lists its product as uncharacterized. Gene Ontology annotation, biological process: endosome transport via multivesicular body sorting pathway. Gene Ontology annotation, molecular function: ubiquitin protein ligase binding. Gene Ontology annotation, cellular component: fungal-type vacuole lumen; fungal-type vacuole membrane. Bases 1 to 525 code for a protein of 174 amino acids. Lineage: Eukaryota; Fungi; Ascomycota; Eurotiomycetes; Onygenales; Onygenaceae. The transcript is spliced from 2 exons. The record is from RefSeq and is a predicted model, not a curated record.
AUGUGCUCGCCCGAUCUUUUUCUCGGGCUGCUGGCCAUCCUCUUUCCGCCAAUAGCAGUGUGGAUUAAAGUCGGGCUCUGCUCUGCAGACUCGCUUAUUAACAUCGCUCUCUGCUGCCUGGGCUACGUUCCUGGUCUCCUUCAUGCUUGGUAUAUCAUCCUGAAAUACCCCGAAGCCGACGACGAGUAUCCAGAUGGAUACCAGCCCAUUGUUGGCGGUACACAUCACGAUCCUGAGCGAGUGACAUACUACUACGUUGCACAUCAUCGUCAAGGUGACCAUGCGCCUUGUGGGAAUCAUUCGAACCAACGUUCAUAUGGUACUACGCAAAACGCUGCCCCCGAAGUGCCUCACGCUUCUACAAAACCAGGCCCCCCUGGACCUCCCCAGCACCCUUCCCAACAGCAGUUUCCAGCUUCCUCUGGAAACGCAGGGCCAGGCUCCAGCUCUCAACCUCAUGACGAGCAUAGGGCACCCCCAACUUACGCAGAGGCCGUGAAGGGAGACCACAAGAUUCAAACCUGA